AUGGAAAUUGGCCGUUCUACAGCUUGUGAAAUUGUUAGUAGUGUUUGCGAGGCUAUAACCUGUCAUCUUUUGUCAAGAUAUUUAAGUAUUCCUAUUGAUGAGGUACAAGUACAAGAAAUUAUGGAGGAGUUUGAGGGAAAAACGGGGUUCACCCAGGUAAGUGGGGCAAUAGAUGGUUGCCAUAUACCAAGUAUUUGUCCAAAAGAUGAUCCAGAAGAUUAUCACUUAUGUUUUUGGAAUAUCAAUGUUUCUUGGCCAGGACAUGUCCAUGACGUGCAAGUUUUAACAAAGUCUGCCCUUGAUCUGAAAGCCCAAAGCCAAACAAGGAUAGUAGUGGAAAACAGUUUUGGUAGACUGAAGGGUCAGUGGCGUUGCCUCCUCAAAAGGCUAGAUUGCAAGACUGACAGAGUGCCAGUAAUGGUGGGUGCAUGCUGUGUUAUUCACAAUACUUUUGAAAUCAACAACGAAGAAUUGAAUGAAGACUUGCUAGAUAAUAAAAAUCUGCAGCUUGUCAAACUCGCUCCUGCGAGGAUGGCAGACGAAAGACAGGCAGUGGCUAUUAGGAAUGCCCUCUGUGAUAGUUUCUGA
Messenger RNA from Pocillopora damicornis (cauliflower coral), 588 nucleotides. RefSeq lists its product as uncharacterized. The record is from RefSeq and is a predicted model, not a curated record. Lineage: Eukaryota; Metazoa; Cnidaria; Anthozoa; Scleractinia; Pocilloporidae.